Messenger RNA from Komagataella phaffii GS115, 1530 nucleotides. RefSeq names its product Vacuolar aminopeptidase Y, processed to mature form by Prb1p. The transcript has a single exon. The record is from RefSeq and is a predicted model, not a curated record. Lineage: Eukaryota; Fungi; Ascomycota; Pichiomycetes; Pichiales; Pichiaceae. Gene Ontology annotation, molecular function: aminopeptidase activity; metalloexopeptidase activity. Gene Ontology annotation, biological process: proteolysis. The coding region runs from base 1 to 1530 and encodes 509 amino acids.
AUGAAAUAUUUGCCACUCGUUGCUACCCUGGCCUCUUCGGCCCUCGCUGCUGGCAUCAACUUCGCCCAAUUACUGGACCAGAAGCCACUGGACAUUGCCGAUAAUGUUAAAUGGGAAUUGAAGCCUGAGGUCGACUCUGCUGCUCUUCAAAGUGCAGUCAAUGAGCUAGACUUGAAAAUCGAAGCCAGCUAUUUGUUUAAAGUUGCACAUGGUUCCGUCUUUGAAUACGGACAUCCUACCAGAGUCAUCGGUUCUCCUGGUCACUGGUCCACAAUCAACCAUGUCCUCGACACAUUACAUAACUUCAAACACUACUACGACGUUGACGUUCAGCCAUUUGAAGCCUUUACCGGUAUCCUUAAGUCUUUCUCAUUGACCAUUAACGGAGUUGCACCAAAGUCUGCAGAAGCUUUAGAUUUAACUCCUCCUACUCCUGGCGGUUUUCCAGUGACCGGUCCAGUCGUUUUAGUUGAUAAUUAUGGUUGUCAAGCUUCUGACUAUCCAUUCAACGUGACUAACGGAAUUGCCUUAAUUCAAAGGGGUUCUUGUUCAUUCGGUCAAAAAUCAGAACUUGCUGGUCUCCGUGGAGCCAAAGCCGCUCUCAUUUACAACAACGUGCCAGGUAGUGCUAAGGGAACCUUAGGUGCCCCAACUCCUCAUCAGGUACCAUCGUUGUCACUUUCUCAGGAAGAUGGAGAGGCCGUCAAGCGUCAGCUUCUGACUUCUGGAAGCGUAAUUGCAACUGUCGCUGUCGAUUCCUACGUUAAGAAGUUCAAAACCAAGAAUGUGAUUGCUACCACUCGUUACGGUAAUGAUAGCAACAUUGUGAUGCUAGGUGCACAUUCAGACUCUGUUGCUGCUGGACCAGGUAUCAAUGACGAUGGUUCUGGUACCAUCUCUCUUUUGAACGUGGCCAAAUACCUAACUAAAUUCAAAGUUAAUAACAAGGUUCGUUUCGCUUGGUGGGCAGCUGAAGAAGAAGGAUUACUUGGAUCCGACUACUACGUUUCAAAGUUAACCCCCAAGGAGAAAUCUCAGAUUCGUUUGUUUAUGGACUACGAUAUGAUGGCUUCCCCUAACUACGCCUACCAGGUCUAUAAUGCCACUAACAGCGAGAACCCAGUUGGAUCUGAGGAGCUUAAGAAUUUAUACAUUGACUGGUACGUUGAACAGGGUCUGAACUACACUCUAGUUCCAUUUGAUGGCCGAUCCGACUAUGAUGGAUUCAUCAAGAGCGGUAUUCCCGGAGGUGGUAUUGCUACCGGAGCAGAAGGUUUGAAGACCGAAGAGGAGGCUGAACUAUUUGGUGGUGAAGCUGGAGUUGCAUAUGACCCAUGUUACCACUCUCUUUGUGACGAUUUGGCCAACCCUGACUAUGUUCCAUGGGUUGUCAAUACUAAAUUAAUUGCCCACAGUGUCGCCACUUAUGCAAAGAGCUUGGACGGAUUCCCAUUGCGUGAGGAGCCUAGCCCAUUCAAGAUGACUGCCCAGUCAAACUUCAAGUACCACGGUCCAAAACUUGUCCUUUAG